Peromyscus leucopus (white-footed mouse) is the source of this 2607-nucleotide messenger RNA. It is a transcript of the gene Adamtsl5, whose product is annotated as ADAMTS like 5. Gene Ontology annotation, biological process: extracellular matrix organization. Bases 237 to 1769 code for a protein of 510 amino acids. The record is from RefSeq and is a predicted model, not a curated record. Gene Ontology annotation, molecular function: protein binding; metalloendopeptidase activity. The transcript has 14 exons. Gene Ontology annotation, cellular component: extracellular matrix. NCBI's taxonomy places the organism in Eukaryota, Metazoa, Chordata, Mammalia, Rodentia, Cricetidae.
CGCACCGCCCCGCAGCUGGACUUCCCAAGGUCACUGGCACCCAGGAUACCGCGACCAACGUUGGGCCACGACGACGCUGCCAGGCGCAGUCGCGAUCCGUAGGAUGGUGACCCUCGGGGCGCCGCAGCCCACGCCCCUGGCCGAUGACACCAUGGCACUCGUGCAGGAAGGAGGCCGGGGUCUAAGAGACUCAUGGACACUGCACAGACGGGGAAACUGAGGCCCAAGGAACCGGAAUGGUUGGCUCCUGGCCACCCAAGAAGGUAGAUGGAAGGGGGACAAGAGGGCACAGAGAGGUUCAGCUGCCCUCGGGGAUCACACAGCCAGCCAGGGCUGAGAUGGCCAUCCACCCUGGUCCUGCCGCUCAGCGCCUCCUCUUCCGGAACCUUCUGCUCUUGCUGUGGACCCUCCUGAGCCGUGAUUUGGGGGUUCCUGCUCAGGGUCCGGGGGAGUGGACGCCCUGGGGGUCUUGGAGCAGGUGUUCCAGCUCGUGCGGCCGGGGCGUCGCCGUGCGCAGCCGCCGCUGUGUCCGACUCCCCGGAGAGGAGCCUUGCUGGGGCGACAGCCAUGAGUACCGGGUGUGCCAGCUGCCCGACUGCCCCCCAGGGGCAAUACCCUUCCGAGACCUGCAGUGCGCUCUCUACAAUGGCCACCCUGUCCUGGGCACCCAGAAGACCUACCAAUGGGUGCCCUUCCACGGGGCACCCAACCUGUGUGACCUCAACUGCCUGGCCGAGGGCCACGCCUUCUACCACAGCUUCGGCCGCGUGCUGGACGGCACCCCUUGCACCCCCGGGGCCCAGGGCCUCUGCGUCGCAGGCCGCUGUCUGAGCAUCCCACCCCAGUGCGUCCCAGUGCAAACCGCUACCCCUCCACCUGCGCAUCCCAGCGCAUCCCAGAAAAUCCUGCUGGGCUACACCCCCAACCUCCCGCCUGCCCCAGGUGCCUUCGCCGGCUACUGGAACGUGACUCUGAUCCCCGAAGGCGCCAGGCACAUCCGCGUGGCCCAGCGCAGCCACAACCACCUGGCGCUGGUGACCCGCGACGGGCGCUACGUGCUGAACGGCGCGGACGGGGUGCCCAGCCUGCCUGGCACCUAUGAGGCUGCGGGCACCCGCGUGGUCUACACCCGCGGGGCGGGCCCCGAGGAGACUCUGCAGGCGGCCGGGCCCACCUCCCAGGAGCUGUUGCUGCAGGUGCUGCUGCGGGAGCCCAAUCCAGGCGUGCACUUCGAGUUCUGGCUGCCCCGGGAGCGCUACGGUCCCUUCCAGGCGCAGGCGCAGGCCCUGGGCUGGCCCCUGCGACAGCCUCAGCCUCGGGAGGUGGAGCCUCAGCCUGCGGACACCCCUGCGGUCCCCGAGGCCGUCCCUGCCCGGGUUGCAUCCCUGACCCCAGACCCCUGCGGGCCAUGCCCUGACAGCAGGGGCCGCGCACACCGGCUUCUGCAUUACUGCGGCAGCGACUUUGUGUUCCAGGCCCGCGUGCUGGGCCGCCACCGGCAGGCCGAGGAGACCCGCUAUGAGGUGCGCGUCCUGCUCAUCUACAAAAACCACUCACCGCUGCGCACUCGAGAGUAUGUGUGGGCGCCAGGCCCCUGCCCCUGCCCACCACUGGCCCCCCAUCGGGAGUACCUACUGGCUGUCCGGCGACUGGUCAGCCCCGAUGGCACACAGGACCGGCUGCUGCUGCCCUACGCGGGCUAUGCUCGGCUCUGGAGUCCGGCGGAGGACAGCCGCGUUCGCCUGGCUGCUCGCCGCUGUCCGGUCUAAACCUCCCGCCGCGCGAGCUCACCAGCUGCUGCUUCUGGUGUCGGGUGACUCAGAAAAAUCUCCCGCCAGGAUAUUUCGAGACACUGUGUUUGUAACCUUGGCUGGCAUGGAACUCGCUGCGUAGACCCGGCUGGCCUUGAAUCACAGAGAUCCGCCUGCCUCGGCCUCCCCAGUGCUGGGACUAAAGGCCUGCGCCGCCGGGCUACCUUUCCACCAAACGACUUUGGUCCAUCCCUUUUAAAAUUACUAUUUAAUUCCGAGUAUAAGAACUCGGAAAAAGAACAAGGCCUUCCCCGCUGCUCAUCAGCUCUCUAGGCUCAGGGACGCCCUAGCAGAGGCAGCUCAGACGGUGUGUCUAAAUUACUGUCUUUUCCUGACACCCCCUCCCAGGGCACUGGACCCACGUGAGACCAGCACAGAGGUGUCAGAGUUUGGGGACACACAGAGAAUCGGUGUGCCUCCUGACCUGGGCUCUGUCCAGGCUACCAGUUCAUUUCAGUGUCUGUACAUCAUGGGUGUCUGUCCUAUAGUCUCUCAGCAAGCCGUCCCCAGUGGGGUGUCCCUCUCUGGGUCCUGCCUCGGUCCUAUGGUCUAACCUGUCCUCAGUGACAUCCAGGACUGGGAUCCAGAGGCCAGGGGACUGUCAGCCUUGCCUCGAUCCUCCACAAGACCCCCUGUGGCUCUGACCCAUCGCCUCGCCCUUCCAAAGGCCUCAGUUUCCCCAUCUGUUAGCUCUGUCUACGAACAUUUAUUGAGCACUGACUGUAAGUGGGAGACCCAGCAAGUCCUGGGGAGGCAUAGUACUGUUCUGGGAUAAGCAGGGGUCAUUUGUGUGGUU